AUGGUCUAUUGCAGUGUUUCGAACUGUUCAAACUGUUCAGGAAAGGGUUAUUGUUCUUCUAAAGGAAUUUCUUAUCAUUGUUUUCCGAUAAACCCAGAAGUUAAGGAAAAAUGGAUUUUGGCAACAGGGAAAAAAAAUUGGUUUCCUUCUAAACAUAGCAAAAUAUGUUCAGCACAUUUUCAAGAACAGGAUUUUAAUCCUACAAGAAAACGCCGUGUUCUUUUGGAUCAUGCUUAUCCGACUAUUCACGUUUGGACAACUUCUGAAAAUGUAUCAGAUAUCCAAGUUAACGUAACACCAUCAAAAUCUCCGUCACCUUCUAUGUCAUCCAAAUCUAUUAAGCGAGCGAUACAGUUAGAUCCGGACAUAAUGGAAACUCCCAGAAAACGAAAAAUGCAACGUAUUAUAAACGAAAAGGAAAAUGUUAUAAAAACUCAACGAUCGAAAAUAAAAUGUUUACAAGGAAAUGGCGAUAUCAGCCUUACCGGGUAUGGCUGCGCAUUUCCUCCAACUCCGAACCGAACAGACGCGAUAGCUUGUAGCAUUGCACAUCCUUGCUGCAUGAAAUAG
Messenger RNA from Parnassius apollo (apollo), 570 nucleotides. NCBI's taxonomy places the organism in Eukaryota, Metazoa, Arthropoda, Insecta, Lepidoptera, Papilionidae. The record is from the annotation of a GenBank genome assembly.